AUGGAAGACGGAGAUACCCUGGCUGGCCUUCGGGGCCUGUAUCAGGAUCUUUCUGCUCUUUCAGACUCGUCAUUUGUCAACAUUGAACGGCUUCGUGUUGAGUUGGAAGCUCACAUUGAGGAUUUCAAGAAACUCUUAGACAAACCCUCAAAGAACAACACAAGUCGGCAGGCUGUUCUCUCAGGGAAGAUUACCGUUGACGAUGUCGAAUAUUCAAUCAACCAAGACUUUCAACAAGGCGCACUACAACUUGCGGAUGCUCUCAACAUUGAUGAACUGGAGGCAGCUGUUUUAUUCUUUGCGGCGCAGGAAGAAGCUCAAAUACUGGAUAGACCUCCGCUGAUCGCGGCAAUUAUGCGCUUUCAUGAGCGGCGGCACUUCCUUCUUGAAUGCUUACGUCUGAUUCUUCAAGAAUCGUUUGAGGUUGAGCGGGAAGUGACGCAAGCUCUCAUGCAAGACAUGGUGGCAUUCGUCGUGGAGAUCAAAACUGGACCCCUACGGAAUGCAUCGCUUUUUGCGCGGAAGUGCAUGAAGUCUAUGGAGGAUAUCGAGGGAUGGCUGCUGCUCCUUGGGGAGCAGAUUCAAAAGGCAUCCAUUGUCGGCCAGGUGGAGGAUCGCGAUGUUAUGGAAGCCAUUGAAUACCAACGCAGCAGCCUGCAGCAACAACACGAGUCAUUAGGCGCAAUUCUAUGCUAUUUCUUCAAAGGACCUUAUACCAGUCCUGAGGACCUUCGGGUGCUCCUGAAUCGCUUAAGGAAGCUUGAAAGAUUUGAUGGACUGCUGCUUCACUACAUCCCUGCUAUGAUAUCGUCGUUUGUUCAGCACGGCUCACCAGAACGUUCGAAUUCAUACAAAGAGGCUAGGAGCCUGCACAUGGCGGUCACUUCUACCAAAGAUGGCCAAACUUGGACGAUCCCGACGUUUCACGCAGCUGUCAUCGCGCUUUGGCUUGCAGUUUACAGUGGCUGGGAUAUCGAUGGGCCGACCUCUCCUGUCCAAGGGGUCGACUUCGAAAAAGAAGCAGAGGAGCGCACUCAAAUGUUCAUGACGGCACUGGACGAUGGAGGACUCGAUUUCUUACUUGCUAUUUGCUCAGGUGUGAACAACGAAGAAUGGGGUGAUCCGGCUCGCCGCGAAUUAGUGGCGCUACUGUUGAAAGAGAGCGCAUUCGCGAAAUUGGAAUCCGAACCCUGUGCUGGAUUUCUAAAGACACUACUGAUGGAGAAUCUGGAGGUCUUUGUGGAGUCUUGCAUUGCCAACAUGCCAGAUGCAGUUCGAAAGCUGAAAUCCGAGGAGGAUAUGCAACGCUUGGAUCAGAUUACUGCCCUGAGGGAUGGUUUGUCGUCCAGCCUCCAUCGUGGCCUGGUCGAAGCUCGCACUCAUCUCGAGUCUUUCCUCAUGAUCAUAGCAUUCGCCUUCGAAAGCCGGCCAGACGCAGCUCAGGAGUUCUGGGCAGACCCGGACGGCAAUUUGUAUGGCUUCCUUCAGUGGGCUUCCAAGAGACAAACCGUUCCAAGAGUGAGCGCCUUUUGCGAGUUGCUGUGUUCUAUUUCUGGUGGAGAGGAGAAUGCCGCUGCUGCACAUCGGUUUCUAACCGAGGAGGACAAAUUUUUGUCGUCCAAGUUCAAGCGAUCCACUUCCAUGAAUUGGUCCCAGAUGUUUGCUGAACUCCAAUUGUACGCGACGAGAGUUACUGAGAAGCCUAGUGCUUCCCAAGCAGUCCUGAGGGCUCGAAAAUCUGAACCAGCAGACAUGAGCGAGCCAGAAAGCCCUGUCAUGCUGACGUGCUAUCUGCGACUAAUGGGUCAUUUAUGCAAGCAGAGCGGCUCCAUAAGGGAGUGGAUGCUUCAGCACCCAUCUUUCAGCAUUGUUAGCACCUUGUUGACCUUGUGCAGCGGCCCCAUACCCACCCACCUGAGGGCCACUGUUUUCACUACUCUUGCAGCUUUAAUGACGGAUAGAACGUCCCACAAUGGCAACGAGAUGUGGCUCUCUCUCGAUCAAUGGAUUUCCGGGGGCGCCAUGAGUGGCCCCGGCCUUGGUAAAGUACCCAUAGUCUCAAAUCCAUUGGUAUGGCACGAGCAGCAGGCUUUCCAGAAGAUCGGCGAGAGUUUUGAUCAGGCCAAUGCCUUUGUGGUCUUAAUUUGCUCGCUUAUUUCCCCUACCUCUGACUCGGCAGAGUACCAUCUGUCCCUGCCCUUCCCCGAAUCUCUAGGAUCCUCCUAUCGCAUGCCAGGUAUCGAGCCGUACAUCGAUUUUGUCAUGGGUCAGGCCCUCUCGAGGAAAGUUCCAGAUCUAGGCGAGCGCCAAACUCGCCUUCUGACCUACAACUGCUUGAAUUUCGUCAUCACGUGCCUGAGAUCGUUCAACGAGAAUAUCGUAACUGUUCUCAGCCAACCCGCAGUCAGCUCCGAUUCUACCCUAAAAACAUCAUCCUUGACUACCUAUAUCCGUCUUCACCCGUUUGCGCGUGUGGCUGAGUGGCUAUUUAAUGAAGACGUUAUCAAGGCGAUCUUCGCAACAGCUCAACAAGACGCCAGCGAGGUUGCCAACGCCGCGUCUGACUCUAUAAUUGUUCAGUGCCUGGUCAAAAGCCUCGAAGUCAUGGACCUGAUAUUGGAUCUGCAAUCGACCUACUUCCAUAUCGUCCGGCCGUCCAUCAAGUCUCAGGCAGGUGGAAGCAGAAUUAACGUCGCUAAUUCGUCGCUUUCAUCCUUCGAGGAUAGCGUCCUCAACAACUUAACGAUCAUACCUGCUCUGAGCCUUUAUUGCGGCGCGGGUCACGAGCAACUCACCGUUACCUCAAUGGCACUUCUGGAGAAAAUGUCAAGCUCUGGGAAGUUGAACAAGUUGUCCUCACCAGAAAUAUCGAAGUGGCAAUCCUCAAACAAAAUAGUCGAAGUUCUGAGCACAGAAGUGGACGUUGACAGUGUUUCACGACCGCUGGUGUCUCAGAUGCAACCUGAAUUGAGGGAGUUGGAACUUGGUGCACGGUCCCCAGGCUAUAUUAUUAGGGAAAGCCUUUUGGCACUCCUAAAUAGCUGUCUCAGCAUGAUCACGGAUCGGCCGACCAUUGCUCAUCUUCUCCUCGGGUUCAGUAGCGUGGGAACCAUGCUGGAUAUUUCUCCGAACGGUCUGUUCUCGAACCGAAUGUCCUUGCUACAUGCUAUCAUUGGGUUCUUGCAAAGCUACCCCGAUGCGAUGGAAGGGAACAUUCUUCCUUGGAUGGUACAUCUACGGCGUAUGGCCUUUGAAGUUCUCAAACAUCUAUGGUCCUCCAAGAUCGCGUCCGCGUUCACUCUGUUUGAGAUGCGUUCCAGCCGCUUUCUACUAAGCAUGUUUGCCAGCCAGCCUAUAAUCGGACCAGACACUCCUUUUGAUGGGUUAUCUGUCAUGGACGAAGAAUUCUGGAUCUCUGAGUCCACAUCAGCUCUUGCUGAGUUCUUACUUUUUAGAAGUUACUUGUAUGCCUACGCGGCGACCGAAAUCCGCUCGGCCGCCAAGCUUGGCUCGCAGACACUUCAGACAGAGGUCCUUUCAACGUUGCUUGGGAACUCAACCACGGAGACCGGGGAGACAAUCCUCAAUCCCACAGUCUUUGAUCUCUUUGAUUUUGCUGACCUGGAUCUCAGCCACAGAAUUCCAGCGCCCAGAUUAAUCUUCCUUGAUGGAAUUGGCUUUGAUGUGUGUGCGAAAUCGCAAGCAGACGAGGCGCUUGUUCUGUACAAUCUAGCGGAGGUCGCAGAGCUCAUCCAAGUCAGAAAGGAAGAGUUGCUGUCGAGUGGGCAGUUGCGACCUCAGGAUGAAGAGCAAUUCUCGGCCGAAGCUGAAGGCCUAACAUUAUUCAUUCGUGCGACAAAUCAAGCAAGGCAAAUUGCGUUUAACCGUUACCUGGCGCUUCGAUCAUGGACAGAGCUCAUCACAACGAUGCUGGCUUGUUCAGAGAUUGAGGGUGGCCGAAAACCAACGUUUAUCUUGCAUUCAAUCCAGUUGGUCCUCCCUAAACUUGAAGCAGCCAUCGAGGAGGACCUACCGGAGGCAAUCGAGCUUGCACGACUCGCCGAGACUCUUAUCGGGGGGUUCGAAUCUACGUCCACGAGUACAGACGGUGCACGGCGAAGUGGGGAUAUCAUAGACGAAAAACUGCACCAGCUGUUCCAGAUCUGCAUUAGAGGCAUUUUCCUGGCAAGUGGAAAUGUUCAGUUGCGUGAGACAUUUUACAACAUUGGUUCCCAGUACAUCAGUCGUAUCGCCUCCGCCGAUACAGUGAAUCAGAAUCUGAGGCACCACAGUCAGCAAGUGAUAAAGACAGCGGGCUCGAACCUGAUUGAGACUACCUGUGACGACGCAUACGCCGGGCAAGAAGCAUGCCGGGUGUCGGCUCUGCUCUUCCUCAAUCUGCUGGCCUCUCUGGAUCGAGAAACAGACUCAACUCUGGCGGAGUUGAUCUCACAAUCGAACUAUCUCAGUCUUUUCUUGGACGCCAUCAGAGCGCUACCUCUCGAACUGAAGAACACUCAAGCAAAUGAUACGCCAGCAUUGUUGUCAUAUUACGAGUCGCUGCUAUCUUUACUUCAACGGCUCUGCCAAACCAAGAAUGGCGCUACUCAAGUUCUGAAAACAGGCCUCUUUCAGGCGGUUCGCGAGUCAAGGCUAUUUGCUGCUGAUCCGGAUCUGGGCAUUGAUAUUGACAACCCUGAUGCUCUUCGGAAAUAUUAUGAUCUUCUUGGCUCGGUACUCCGAGUUAUUAUCUCAGCUGUCUUCUCUCGGGGUCUUCAUAAUGAGCAAAUCAUGGAGCAAACGCGAGCUUUCCUGGCAGAAAACAGACAGAGCAUGGUCGGCAUCUUCAAGCGAUUUGCCAAGAUCGGUGGAGUAGGUACUGCUGAUCAUCACGGCGCGCUGAGUGAUUUGGCCAAGUGCUACAUGACGCUCAUCAGUGCCACCAACUUCCUAGAGUACGAGGACGAGGAAGUGAAGGAGCGAACUCGCCCGACAUUAUUCUCCUAG
Molecule: messenger RNA, 5007 nt
Organism: Aspergillus fischeri NRRL 181
Lineage: Eukaryota; Fungi; Ascomycota; Eurotiomycetes; Eurotiales; Aspergillaceae
Product: nuclear pore complex Nup192/Nup205 family protein
Exons: 5
Coding region: 1-5007 (1668 amino acids)
Biological process (GO): nuclear pore organization
Cellular component (GO): nuclear pore; nuclear pore inner ring
Molecular function (GO): structural constituent of nuclear pore
Source: RefSeq, a predicted model, not a curated record